Arabis nemorensis is the source of this 3213-nucleotide messenger RNA. The record is from the annotation of a GenBank genome assembly. NCBI's taxonomy places the organism in Eukaryota, Viridiplantae, Streptophyta, Magnoliopsida, Brassicales, Brassicaceae.
AUGAAGGAAGUUAGUAAGCAAAAGGAAAAGUCUGAUGGACAUGAAGAGCUUGUAAAUGAAGGAUCUGCUGCUCGAACAAGACCUACAAGUGUGGAGGAGAUUAUGCUAAGAAGGAAGAGGAAAGAGACCUUGGAAAAUUUGAAGGAGGAAACGGUAGGAGCAGCUGAGUUACUGGGUAAGGAUAUUGUUGAGAAAGUUUCUGACUACCAUGAGCCUGAAAAAGGGCAUGAUAGAUCCAAGAAAGUGAGGCGUGAAGAACGUGUUAAGGACAGUUCAAGCAAGAAAGAAGACUCCAUUUCUAGUACUAAGGAAGAAAAACUAAAAAAAACGAUGAUAGAAGACCCUGUGGGAGCAGCUCAGUCACAGACUAGCGAUCUUGUUGAGAAGUUUUCUGACUAUCAUGCAUCUGAAAAAGGGCAUGAUAGAUCCAAGAAAGUGAGGAGUGAAGAACGUGUUAAGGACAAUUCAAGCAAGAAGGAAGAUGCCAUUUCUAAUUCAAGGGAAGCAACACUGAUGAAAGAGGACCCUGUGGGAGAGGCUGCGUCACAGACUAACGAUCUUGUUGAGAAGUUUUCUGACUAUCAUGCGUCUGAAAAAGGGCAUGAUAGAUCUAAAGAGCGCGUUAAGGACAGUUCAAGCAAGAAGGAAGAUGCCAUUUCUAAUUCAAGGGAAGAAAAACCGAUGAAAGAGGACCUUGUGGGAACAGCUCAGUUACUUGGUAACGAUCUUGUUAAGAAAGUUUCUGACUAUCCUAAGUCUAAUAGAUCUGAAAAACUGAGGCGUGAAGAGCGUGUUAAGGACAGUUCAAGAAAGAAAGAAGAUGCCAUUUCUAGUUCUAGGGAAGAAAGACUAGAUAAACCAAAAAGAGGGGAGGAGCCUACUGCAAAUAGAAAAAGGAAGGCAGAAGGAGAGCGUUCUAGAGCUGAAACAAAAUUAGUGGAAGAACAUAUUAAGGAUAGACGAAGAAAGAAAGAAGAAACGAAUUCUAGCUAUAAGGAGGAAAGACUAGAUAAAAAGAUGAAAAAGGAAGACCUUGCUUCUAACAGAAAAAUGAGCAUUGAAGGAGAAUGCUCUACAACUGAAACAAAAACAAUGACAGAUAGAGAUGGGCUUGGUGUAGACACCAAAAUGAAGUCAAAAAGAGAAAGCCAUGCGGCAAAGACAACUGAAAAGCAGAUUCAUCCGCAGGAUACAGGUCGUGAACAAGCAAGAAGUGCUCCUGAAAAUUUACCUGGUAGCAGGAAGCGUCUUAGAAGUCUAGUGGUGGCAGACAUACCUCGAGAUGAAAAUAGUAUAAAACCUGACGAUGGAGACAAGAGAAAGAAUCAAAAUGGAGAUCAUAAGAAGAAUAGAGAGAGGAAUAUGUCAAAGAGGCAUGAUCCAGGAAAAGUGCACAGUGUUCAAGUUUCAGAGCGAUGGGAGAAAAGGGAACAGUCAAAAUCACAUCAACGUGACAUGAGAGAGAAAAGAAGGAGAUCAAGAAGUCGAGAUCAUGGGCAGGAUAGACAGAAAAGGUCAUCCCCUUUACCAAGGGCUGAAAAGGCUACAUCGCGUCAUAAGAGAGGCCAUGAGGAGGACUUGGAAAAUGCUGUUAUAGAUAAGUCUGGAAAGCAUCAGUUUAAUGAUAACGAAAACAAAGCAGCAAGCACAGUAAAUAACAAAUCUAGAAGGUAUAGUGGUUCUAAAAGUGAACUUGGUGGAUAUUCACCACGGAAAAGAAGGGAGGACACCUCUGCCAAGGCUGCUUCUGCACCUAAUCUUUCUUCUGAGAAAAAGAGUGGUAAAUGGGAUCUUACACCUACUGUAACUGCUGGCAUCUUCUCAGGCUCAGCUUUUUCUGGUCUCCAAGCAGCAACUCAGACAGCAUAUCCUUCCAUCAGUGAGGCUUCCUUGACGCUCUUGAAGCCACUUAUGGAGGCACCUUUUAGGACGCAACCGGCAAGGCAGACCACUUCAGUUGAUUCUGUUCAACUGACUGAAUCCACCAGGCUUAUGAGGAGACUUUACGCAGAAAAUGUGCCAGAUUCAGCCUCUGAGAAGUCUCUGAUUGAAUACUUUAAUGGCUAUAUGCUAUCUUCAGGCUCUAAUCACAUAAAAGGAAGCGAACCCUGUAUUAGUUGCAUUAUAAACAAGGAAAAAAGUCAGGCACUAGUGGAGUUCCUUACUCCACAGGAUGCCUCUGCUGCACUAUCCUUAGAUGGCUGCUCCUUUGCGGGCGCAAACCUCAAAAUUCGACGCCCUAAAGACUAUGUCGAGACAACACUAAUGGAGAUUGUCAGCGUCUUUGGACCUUUGAAGGCAUACCGAUUUGUGAUCAAUAAUGAUCUCAAUCAGCGGUGCGCUUUCCUAGAGUACACUGAUGGAUCUUUGACCCCCAAAGCUUGUGCUGGUCUUAAUGGUAUGAAGUUAGGUGGCAAUGUAAUAACUGCCGUUUGCGCACGUCCUGAUGCAUCAUCUGUCGCGGUGAAUGAGAAUCCACCAUUCUACGGGAUACCUGAGCAUGCAAAACCACUUCUUGGCAAGCCUAAGCAUAUUCUAAAGCUUAAGAAUGUGGUUGACCCAGAAGAUUUCCCGUCUCUUUCCGAGGCAGAAGUGAAAGCAAUUCUGGAGGAUGUACGGUUUGAAUGUGCCAGGUUUGGGGUUAUUAAGUCGAUUAACAUCGUGGGACACCAGAGCAAAGAUAUCACUGGCUGGGGAACAGAUGCAUCGUUAAACCCAGAAACAACUGAAUCUAAAGAAACGAGCGUGUCACUGAAUCAGGAGAAAGACGAGGGAUCAAAGAAAGCAAAUGAUAUUGUAGACCAUGUAGAUCCUGAAGAGGUUGUCAGGCCAGACAGUUCGACGGUUGAAGACACGUUAAUUGAACCGUACUCAGAUACUGCCGUCGAGACAAACACUCAAGCAAAUGAAGAUCACGACGAAUCCAGUGAAAAGAUUGAUAGGGAAAAUGUACCGGACGAGCCAGAGAAUCCGCAAGAAGUAGUAGGAUCAGCGCGUGCUGUGAAGACAAGAUGGGAUACUGGAGAAAAGAUAGAGGAAGAAGAAGAUCCCAAGGAUGUGUUUGAGCCGGGUUGUAUCUUCAUCGAGUACAGAAGACCAGAAGCCACACGUGAUGCAGCGCAUUCGUUACACGGAAGGCUCUACGAAAACCGGAUCGUGAAAGCGGAAUACGUUUCUAAAGAGCUUUACCAAACCAGGUUCCCAAGUGGGUAA